GUUGUGUUUUACUUUUUUAUCUUCGCUUCAGCUUAUAAUUUCUUCUUUAUAUGGAGGUGGUCUUCCUGUUACUAUUAUUUAUAAUUGUUAAAAUUUUCAUUACUUUUUACUAUAAUUUGGGUAGUCAUAAUAAAAGAACAUAUCGUUCUAUGCCUUCGGUAUGUUUUUUAGUUGUUUGUACAUCAAGCCUAAUCUCUAUUAAUUUUUUAAAAUAACACCUCUUGGAUUGGUUUGUUCUCUUUUCAAUUUUGUGAAUAUCUUUGCUGGUGCUGAUAAAGAUGCUCAAUAUUAGUUUGUUUAAUAGUUCUUGAAUUGGUUUGUUCUGAACUUUUGAUUCUCUGUUUUGCUUGAUUUGACCUGUUCAGUUUGAUCAGAGUGUGUAUGUUUGUUUGUGUAUGUAUUAUGUUCUUGCUGUAUUUCAUGAGGUGAUUUCUAGAUUAUCGAGAAAAUGUUAAAGAGAAGAAAAAGAAUUUCAGCCCAGUCCUUAGCCGACCAUUUGGUGAUUCGACUCGGCGGUUGACCGUGGUUGACCAAUCAAAAAAUCCAUUGAAGCCUUGAUAAGUUUAAAGCUCUGAGCUACAACAGUUCAAUUGUGCACUUAUUCAAGGUGGCGUAGGCAUUUUGCAAUUUGUGUACCUUGAAAGAAAUGGGUGAAGAAGAAAGUCCACAAAUUACCAGAAGAACCACAAGAGCAUCCUCUUCCAACCCCAAUUUGAACAGUGCAGCUGAAACAGUACUUCAUAAUUGCAAUUCCCAACCUCUAACACACAAUGACCUCGUAUAUGGAGAUGAACCCAUAAGCUUUGAUGAUUUGAUUUGUAGUUUUCCUGGUAGGCGAAUUCAAAUCCUUGAAUUACUGCAGCUCUUGGGUCCCUUGAAUUCUCCAGUGAUUCCUUUAUUUAUUUAUGGAGGGGCAUGCAGAGGGAAAACAAGCACAGUUCUUCAGAUUUUCAGACACCUGAAUCGACCAUUUGUGUAUUCGAGUUGUCUUACCUGUUACAGUCCUCGAAUAUUAUUCGAGUCUAUCUUGAACCAACUCUUGCUUCAUAGGAAACAUGAAGGCAAUGGUUAUUCAAGUGCAAAGCGCUGUGAAAGGCCUUCUGAAUUUGUUAAUUUAUUAAGGGAAGCAUUGGGAAAUAUAAUUAAUAGUCUGAAGGGGAAUAUGGGAAAAUCUAACUCAAAGAAGCUAGUGGGACAAGCGAAAGGGCAGAUUAUCUAUUUGAUAUUCGAUAAUUUGGAGCUUGUUCGGGACUGGGAAAAGAGUUCUAAUAUAUUGCCUUUUCUGUUUAUGCUCUAUGAUAUUAUGAAGAUGCCUGAGGUGGGUCUCAUUUUUAUAAGUAACACCUCGCCGGACACAUAUUACUUCAACACAGGGUAUACAGAGCCUGUCCCUCUUUAUUUUCCUGAAUACACAGAAGAUGAUCUUCGCCAAAUCUUGAUGAGAAAUCAAUGCAACCCAAAACUUUAUUCCUCAUUUCUCGAUGUGCUACUGAGGCCUUUCUCUCGAAUUACAAGACGUGUUGAUGAAUUAUCUACUGCCUUUCCAGCAUUAUAUAAAAAAUAUUGUGAACCAUUGAGUGACUUGGGCAUUUUUCCUAAUGAAAAAAUGAAAAGAAUGUUGUUUAGUCAUCUUCAGCCACAUAUUGCGCCUUCCCUGAAUGAGAUUUUUAGGGUUGAAGCUGGACAUAACAAGGACAAAGCCAAGGGAAAGGGCAAUGCAAGGAAAGCGGGAGUUUCUGAAGCCUCUGAUGAGGUAGAGUUUCAUAUGUCCACUUCUGCAAAGUAUCUUCUUAUAUCUGCAUUCCUUGCUUCGAGAAACCCUGCUACUCUUGAUGCCUCUCUGUUUGAUUCUACUGGGGGUUCUGAUAAUCGAAAAAGAAAGAGGAAGAGCUCUGUAAAAUCGGUGGAGCAGAAGGAAACUGCAGAACAAGAGUUACUAAUGAAGGGACCUGGAACUUUCCCAUUGGAAAGGUUAUUAGCCAUAUAUCAGUGUCUCACAUCUGUUGAAGAGUGUUCGUUUGAUGAAGAACAGGGAACUGAUGGCUUAGGAUGUGAAAAUGGAGAUAGUGGAUUGAUGUCCGACAUUCUUUUGCAACUAUCCAGUCUCUGCAGCGCUAAUUUUAUGAGCAAAGGAGGAAGUUGUCCAUUGGAGGGCUCAACUCGGUACCGAUGCACAGUGAGUGAAGAUAUGGCUUUGAAGGUAGCAAGGAGCCUGAAGUUUCCUUUGUCAAAGUACUUGUAUAGGAGAUAAUAUGCCAUGCGAGAGCUUUCUUACAUUUCCCAAAGGGAAUUUCGAGAAGGGAAAUAUGAUAUUGCCUACACUUCAAAGUCAAUCAACAGUUAGUUUGGUGAACCAUGGAAGGUGCUGGGAAAGAACAAGGAUGUGUUGAUUCCUGUCUUCUCUGUUUUUGGUGGAUGGUCAGCAUUGUACUUGCUGCCAACUGGGUUCCUGCCCUUAUUUAUUUAAUUGAUCAGGGCUUGAAAAAUCAUGUUUGUAUUGUGAUUGAGAUUUUGAAUGCUAAAUGUUUGGAAUUUUUUUAUUGAUGAAAAUUCUGCAAUUGCAGCCAUUUGCCAAAAUUAUGGUGAAAUUCGGAGCAAGAUUGCUUAGAAGAUGCAGUAAUGAAACUUCUGUACUAUGUCCUCUCAUUAGCAUUGUGCAUUUAAAAAUGAUCUUGCUGUGUUAUUGUUU
Messenger RNA from Ilex paraguariensis (yerba mate), 2689 nucleotides. The record is from the annotation of a GenBank genome assembly. Lineage: Eukaryota; Viridiplantae; Streptophyta; Magnoliopsida; Aquifoliales; Aquifoliaceae.